Molecule: messenger RNA, 833 nt
Organism: Psammomys obesus (fat sand rat)
Lineage: Eukaryota; Metazoa; Chordata; Mammalia; Rodentia; Muridae
Gene: Cldn18
Product: claudin 18
Exons: 5
Coding region: 1-786 (261 amino acids)
Biological process (GO): bicellular tight junction assembly; cell adhesion
Cellular component (GO): bicellular tight junction; plasma membrane
Molecular function (GO): structural molecule activity
Source: RefSeq, a predicted model, not a curated record
AUGUCUGUGACGGCCUGCCAGGGCUUGGGAUUCGUGGUUGCGCUGGUCGGGUUUGCGGGGGUAAUUGCAGCCACUUGCAUGGACCAGUGGAGCACCCAGGACUUAUACAACAACCCAGUGACGGCUGUAUUCAACUACCAAGGGCUGUGGCGGUCCUGUGUCCGAGAAAGCUCUGGCUUCACCGAGUGCCGAGGCUACUUCACCCUGCUGGGCUUGCCAGCCAUGCUGCAAGCAGUCCGAGCCCUCAUGAUCGUGGGCAUUGUCCUGGGGGUCUUUGGCAUCCUAGUGUCCAUCUUCGCCCUGAAGUGCAUCCGCAUUGGCAGCAUGGAUGAUUCUGCAAAGGCCAAGAUGACGCUGACCUCUGGGAUCUUGUUCAUAAUCUCAGGAGUCUGUGCGAUCAUUGGCGUGUCGGUGUUUGCCAACAUGCUGGUUACCAACUUCUGGAUGUCCACAGCCAACAUGUACAGCGGCAUGGGCGGGAUGGUGCAGACUGUCCAGACCAGGUACACCUUUGGUGCGGCUCUGUUCGUGGGGUGGGUCGCUGGAGGCCUCACACUAAUUGGGGGAGUGAUGAUGUGCAUCGCCUGCCGUGGCCUGACACCGGAUGACAGCAACUUCAAAGCUGUGUCCUACCACGCCUCUGGCCAAAAUGUUGCCUACAAGCAUGGAGGCUUCAAGGCCAGCACUGGCUUCGGGUCCAACACCAGAAACAAGAAGAUAUACGAGGGGGGCGCCCGCACAGAGGACGAUGAACAACCCCAUCCUACCAAGUACGACUAUGUGUAGUACUCUAAGACCCCGAGCAUCCAUGUGCAGAAGAAACCCUUCCCCAA